AUGUUCUACCAGGUGUCUGGCUUGGCCCCGGUCCUGGUUGGGACUAUAUCUCGGCCCACCUACACAGAAAUGGAGUCUUUCACCCACACAUCCCAGGGCCUGUCUCACACCUCCAUCCUCCUCAUAGUGGUGGGCAUCAUCGUCUCCUUGCUGGCCUUCCUGGGUAGCAUUGGGGCGUGGUCCGACAGCCGUCUGCUCCUUGGAUUGUUCACACACUUCCUAAUGCUGAUCCUCAGCCUGCAGAUAGUGUCUGGGAUUCUCUUCUAUGUCUUCAGAAACAAGAUAAAUAUGACUCUGCCCGGCUGUCUCAAUCUACUGCAGUCUUGGAUGAUCACUGUGGAGAGAAGGAUCACACUGAAAGUCAAUGAGGUGAUCAUGCAGCACUGCCCCAGGGAUAAGGUUGCCAUCGAUGACCUACAGCAUGCAUUCCGUUGUUGUGGUGCAGAGAACUACACUGACUGGCUCCUGCAGGGCUCUCGUGAGAAUAUUAGUUUUGUGCCACACUCCUGUUGCCAUGUGGAUUCUGUGGCCUGUGUGAAAGUCGUCACCACAGACAACAUCUACCAGAGGGUCAAUGUUAACCAGCACAGGGGAGGGCGAGGGGGUUACAAAGGCCUUAGAUGA
This is a messenger RNA of Salvelinus namaycush (lake trout), 624 nucleotides long. Its product is annotated as CD151 antigen-like. Lineage: Eukaryota; Metazoa; Chordata; Actinopteri; Salmoniformes; Salmonidae. The transcript is spliced from 4 exons. Gene Ontology annotation, cellular component: membrane. The coding region runs from base 1 to 624 and encodes 207 amino acids. The record is from RefSeq and is a predicted model, not a curated record.